AAAUCCUAUUUCUAUGUUUGCAACAGGUUACGCUGGAUCCCCCCAAAAAUUCCAUUACACGUAUUACCCAGAAACCAAAAGCUAUGCGCUAUACUGGGAGCAACCAUCAACGAAAGAUGAUGGCCAUCGUGUGAGGAAAUAUAUACUAGAAGAAUGGAAUGAAGAAAAAAAGAUGUGGGUGAUACGUCAUAAUAUUACCUCAUUAUCAGCUACUGUAAAUAAGUUACAAUCAACGACAAAAUAUAGAGUUUGCUCUGAGAAUGAGAUUGGAUAUAAAGAGACGUCUUGUUCAAAGCCUAUAGAGCUGCGUAAGUCAAUAAUAAACUUAUUUUUGUUUGUUGUUUCGUACGUGGGUUUCACUAUGUAGGAUUAUGGUGGUCGUUUCUACCAAAUAAAGACAGUUAACGAAGUGACUUGGUGGCAGAUGUAAGUAAAGGUAUUUAGCCUCAUUUGCAUGAAGUUGCCAACAUGUGAAGCACCAUGAAAAAAAUUUCGGAGAUCCACCAUUAUUUUUAGUGUUCAUAUGACAGCGAGUGCAAAAAAAGAAGAUUAAGGAUCCAACAUUAAUAGCGAUAUUUAGAAACAUUAAUUAGAGCAGUGGCGGAAGUUGGGGGGCAAAGCCUCCAAAAUGUCCAACAAAACUUUCAAAUUUCGGACAUACUCCCCCCAUUUGCAUUCGAAAAGGCUGUUUUCAAACAUCUUUUAUGUCAAAAUUUCGGAAAAUUUGUCAAUCUUCCAUAAAGGUGGUAAUUUUCCAUAAAAAAUCUUUAUAAUAUCUUGAUCAAUUGUUUCAAUGUCAACCUUUUCGGAUAUGAUGUCAUUGGGGAAGGAGUAUUAGAAAGGUGAUAAAAAUCCAUACAACAAGAACUUUCUCAGAAAUAUUCAUGCAGCCAGAAGGUACCAGAAAAAUAUAAAUAACAACACAAAAAAUGUGCACAUGCAAUAAAGAAAACCGUUUAGACAUGGCAGAGACUUCCCUCCCUACCCUAUCCUACCCUACCCUACCCUACCCUACCCUACCCUACCCUACCCUACCCUACCCUACCCUACCCCCUUACUUUUCUAACAGGACGUUCCUUCACUUUCCUAACAGGACGUUCGCUAAAAAAAUUACAAUUCAUCUGAUGAGAUCAUAUCUGGGAACAUUGGCAAUGAAAAAGAUUAAUAUCAGGAUAGACCUUUUUAAUAUAAAGAGAUGUAACUUUUCCACGAGAUGACGGCGCAGAGCGCCGUUUCGGGCGUAAGCCAGGGGCGACGUUACUAAUUCCGCCCGGCUAUUUACACUCGGGAAAACGAAAGCAUUAGCGAAGUCUAAAGUUCAUCAAUGAUCGCGGGCGUGGGUGACCAAUGGUGUUGAGAGGGUGGUCAUCCUCACUGUGGCGGACUGUCACAGUGAGGCGAACUGUCAUGAAUAGCGAACACUGAUUGGUCAUAUUUAAAAUUUGUUGUUGUAUCACAAAUGACGACAGCAAAACAAACAUUUCUUGCAAGUCAGCAAAUAUAUUGUAGUUUUGCAAGAUUUUGCAUAUUUGAAAACCUUCUUAAGAGCCAAAGAACCGUCUAAAAAUGUCUAAAAGAAUGGAGCGAAGUCGCCGACGUUAAUGAAGGUAAGUUUGUUUUUGAUAUUGAUGUAUUGUUUGCUUUAUAAUUGCUUUAAAAACUGAUACGAUCUUUGCGUAUAUAAGUGAAAAAUAUAUAACAUAAUUUCUGUGUAUUUUUAUUAAUUACCCUUUUUUCGUAUAUUAAAAUAUUUUUAAAAAAGAGGAAAGCAAAGUGUUUUACAUGCAAGAAUUUGAAAUCAGUUUAUUUCAAUUUUCGAACUCAAUUUUUACCGAUAAAACUUAAAAAGCAGUUUAGUUUUAAGAACAUUUUAUUUUUAAAACGUUUUGCGAAGCAUUUGUGCACGGGAAAUAGGACAGGUGUCACUUUGUAAAAUAGAAAGUUAGAAAUGGUAUUAUACUUACUCAUGUAUUAUAAUUAUGUUUAAAAGAUCAGAAUAUUCAUAACUUCUUAUUUUGUUUCAUAAAUAGUUCUUUAAUAUUCGAAACAAUUUCCCCAUCUACUUCGUCUGCCGUCGCCAUGUUUACUCGUCCCAAUCUACAUGCUACACGGCAUUGCCGCCCCUCCUGGCAAAAUAAUAAGCAAGCGAGAAAAAUUAAGGAGAAAAUAAGAGGGUGGGAACAUCGCUGGCAUAAGCUGGAUGUAGUGACACUUCCAUAUAUAGCACAAACCUAUCCAUAACUUCCAUAUAUGACUCAAACCUGUCCUCGACGCGUUUUAUAACGUUUUAUUUUGACGUAGGGAUGACGUGUAAAGGCCUGAUUCCACGGGCGCUUUUUCUCGGCGAAAUGCGAAAUAUUUCGCCUGUUUCUUGUGAACAAUCAAGUAGAAAUAAUUUAUUCGAGUGGUCGCAAUUCAAAAGAAACAGGCGAAAUAUUUCGCAUUUCGCAGAGAAAAAGCGCCCGUGGAAUCAGGCCUUAAUGCUACUUCCCGCCUAUGACAAUUUGAAUUAGUCAUGUGAUACAAGAUUGCGAAUGUUCCUACCCUCUUAUUUUCUCCUUAUUUUUCUCGCAUGCUUACUAUUUUGCCAGGAGGGGCGGCAAGGCCGUGUAGCAUGUAGAUUGGGACGAAUAAACAUGGCGACGGCAGACGAACUAGAUGUGGAAUUUGUUUCGAAUAGUAAAGAACUAUUUAUGAAACAAAAUAAGAAGUUAUGAAUAUUCUGAUCUAUUAAAAAUAAUUAUAAUACAUGAGUAAGUAUAAUACCAUUUCUGACUUUCUAUUUAACAACACUACACCUGUCCUAUUGCCCGUGGUUGUGGUUGAAUUUUACAUUAAAUUGAAGCUUAUAUUACAUAUAAUAACAUACCUAGCAUAUAUAUGUUUGGGGAAUUGAUUAUUUUGUAAUUAAAAGUGAUAUUUUGGGGGGAUUUUUCAAUUUUAAAACUAUUUUUAAAAUUAACGUGUUACCAUGACAAUACUUCAUGUUUGGAAAACAUAAUGGUUUUGUCAGGAAGGCGAGGGUUUCUGUAUGCAUGCAUGUAUUUUCUAGUAUCCAGAAUGAACCAGAUGUUACACAUCCCAAAAUAUAUUUAGUAGCACUUUACUUUUCAGGUAGGCUAUCACAACUUUCUUCCAGUUUUCCCCGAGCAUUUUCGUUUUCUCAUUGAACAGAAUGUGCAGGUUGAUUCACCGCACUGAAAUACAGAUAUUAGAGAGAUUAAGAUACUCCGGUUCCGUUGCGAGUAUCGGCAUUUUGUUUACCAAUUUUUGCUGAUGUCAGCAUGUUUACCUUUAAUUUUUACCCGUUUUCACGCGGUGAACCAUUGACUACACGUAAAAGACAAACGUGUAUGGGUGUUUACUUUUUACUAUAUAUAUAUUUGUGGACCGUUUAAAAUUCUAAAAUAUACUUCAACAUCUUUCCUAAAUAGAUCAGUGCACAUAUCCUCGUCAAUUUUCCCCAAAUCUGUGGUGAACCUUGACAACGAAAGUUAGCAUUCUCCGAUCGGUUUUCGUAACGCGGAAUAUCUUGCAAUUCUUAAGUUGCAAGUUAUACCCGGUUUACGGAGUAAGCGGGCACGUGUAUCACCCGUACCUAUAAAAUGGAACCGGUGUAUCUUAACCUCCCUAAAGGCUCAUUUACACUUGCAAUUUUUGCUGCGAUUUUAGGUGCAAUUUUCUUCUUCUGAUGGAUGUGAACGAGACGAUAAGUUAUGGAUGUUCCGAUGAGGGUACAUGUACUCCGAACAUUCGUAAGAAGGAGAAAAUCGCACUAUACAAAUCGCAGCAAAAAUUGCAAGUGUAAACGGACCUUAAUGAGAAUCUGGUAACGUUUUCCUCGGCACUAAACCUGCAUGCACGCAAAUAGUGGAGAAAUGUAAAUAUAUGUAGUACAUUCCCCUUCUAGAUAUAUAGUACCUUAUUCAAAUUAUUCUCAUUUCUGUAGCAAAGACAAUGGUAGUUACAUCAGACAAAAGAGGAAAAUCAAGUCAGUUUUGGCCAAGUCUUUUUCUUAUCUCUCUGAUGACUUUCCUGGCCAGCAUUCUCCCUCGACAUCAGUGAAUGAGUCAUUUUCGAAUUUGCCAUCGGCAACGAAGAAUAUUUCGAGGAUGUUGAGUUUCUCCUGUUAUUCAGGUCAGGCUUUCCUAGACUUCCUAGGCCGAUGAGGCACCAAAACAUGAAUGUAUUUAAUUUGAAUUGUGCAAAUUCUCUUUGAUUCUCUAGAAUAUAAUUUAGGGGCCUUAUCAGUUAUUACACUACACAUAAUUAGAUAUAUAAUAUGUAGUUUCACUUAAAUUGAUCUGAAAAUAUACAUGCAUGCAAUGUUGAAUUCUCAUUGAACAGUUCUAAACACCACAUUACAACAAAUAAUUGAUUCAAUUCGCAUUUAAAAUUGCUAAUCUGUAUAUUUAUAAUUAUUAAUCUGAAGUAAAGUAAGUUUUCCCAUUUGGAAGAGUGAUUGAAGAAAUAUCUAAAUUUUAUUACAGAUUUCCUUUAUCGUUGUUGGUAUAAAAUAUACUACACUUAAUUUCAAACAAAACAUUAUGCAUUCCGCCAUCUGGUGUACGCAUAUGCAUCGUCGGAUAUAUGCGCGACGUCACAACCGGGUAAAAUUAUUUUAUAUCUUGAGCAAUUCUUCUGUCAUUUCAAUGUUAAACUGAUCUUAUUUUUGACUCUAGUCUAUUUUAAAUUAAAGCACAAGCUAUAUGUAACCUUUCCCCUGAUAUUAUUUUUAAUUAGUUUUAAAACGUGAAAUUACAUGUGGGUUGUUAUUUAAUAUUUCCUUUGUAUUUAUUUAAUUUUAAUAAAAUUGUAAAAAAAAAUGUAAAAGAAGUAAAACAAGAUGGCGGAAGGCAGGAUAUUUUGGUUCCAACUAUACCAAUAUCUCAAAAAUUAAGCCUAGAUUGGGAGAAUUUGUAAAAUGAAUUUACACUCAGGUUAUUUCAACACUCUUUCAAAUUAUAGGCAAACAUAAUUUUUGUUGCCAUUUUCCCUCAGUGCUUUGUAUACUGACACUAAUGCAAAUGGCCACUAAGAAACAGUCUUAGUGAUUGGUAUGCGUUAGGAGAUCUUCAAGCUGUUCAGGCUCGCAUGCACUAGUCCAAUUAUACUUAUGUACCUUUGGGUAAAUUUCAGAAUAAAUCAGUCUAGUUUCAGACGAAUUAUUCAUACUAAAACGGUGCAUGCGAAGGCAUAAUCUGCACAGUAAGCAUGUUUAGUUUAAUAUUUUGCCGAUAAUUGUAAACUGCAUAAUUAUGUAAAUUAGUAAUGCUUACUCGAAACGAAAAAUAUAUAAUAUAAAAAAUUACAUUCAAAUACUGUAAAUAAAUAUACUGAAUACUGAAGGCCUGAAGAUAUAAUAAUAUUGGUAUUCUUUACAAAGUCUGACCUAAAUUUAAUC
Paramuricea clavata is the source of this 5404-nucleotide messenger RNA. Lineage: Eukaryota; Metazoa; Cnidaria; Anthozoa; Malacalcyonacea; Plexauridae. The record is from the annotation of a GenBank genome assembly.